UCCGGUGCAGGGCGCCACUGUCGUCGGCCCGCACCGCACCGCUAUCCCGCAGAGCCAUGAGCAAGGCUGAUCCGGCGGCGCAGGAGAACAGGAGGCCGCGGCUGAAGAGGAACUCCUCGGCUCCUUCCAGCACGCCGGAGCCGUCGGACGGCAGCCUCCGCCGGCCUCCCCUCCGACGUGGAAGUUCCUUCACUUUUCUGACCCCUGGACCAUGGGAUUUUACUUUGAAGAAAAGGAAAAGAAGAGCGAAAGAUGAUGACGCCAUCAGUCUUUGCAGCCUAGAUAUUAAGGAGCCAAGCAACAAACGGGUCCGACCUUUAUCACGAGUGACAUCUCUAGCAAAUUUAAUAUCUCCCUCAAAAAAUGGAGCAGUCAGACGCUUUGGACAAACAUUGCAGAGAUCCAUCACUUUCCGUAGCGACAACAAAUCUCCAGGUUGCACUCAAAAGGUGUUCAGCAAAGUUUCAGCACCAACCCCACCUAAAAGGCGAAACAGCAAAUUGUGGUCGGAGACUCUUGACAUGAACACAAAGCAGAACUUCUCUUCGAAGGAAAUUAAACGACAAGAGGCUAUAUUUGAGCUUUUUCGAGGGGAACAAGAUUUAAUUGAAGACCUAAAAUUAGCAAGGAAGGCUUAUCAUGACCCUAUGUUGAAGUUGUCCAUCAUGACAGAAGAAGAAUUAACCCAGAUAUUUGGAGCUCUUGAUUCUUAUAUCCCUCUGCAUGAAGAACUGCUAACCAACCUUGCUAAAGUCACAAAACAAGAUGGAACAGUAGAAGAAAUUGGUCACAUUCUUGUGAAUUGGUUGCCAAGGCUUGAUGAAUACAAAGAAUACUGCAGUAACCAACUGGCAGCAAAAGCACUCUUGGAUCAAAAGAAGCAGGACAAGAGAGUGCAGGAUUUCCUUCAGCGCUGCCUGGAGUCACCCUUCAGCAGGAAGUUGGACCUUUGGAGUUUCCUGGAUAUUCCUCGCAGUCGUUUGGUUAAAUACCCACUGCUGUUGAAGGAGAUUUUACGGCACACGCCUGGUGGCCACUCAGACCAGAAGAGUCUGGAGGAUGCAAUUGCCAUCAUUCAAGCAGUUCUAUCAGACAUUAAUGUGAAAAAAGGAGAGUCUGAUUGUCAGUACUACAUUGACAAGCUGGACUACCUGGAUGAAAGACAGAAGGAUCCACGAAUUGAAGGCAGCAAAGCCCUCCUUUGUCAUGGGGAGUUGCGAAAUAACCGGGGAACGAAACUGUAUGUCUUUUUAUUCCAAGAAGUCUUAGUACUGACUCGCCCAGUAUCCCGCAAUGACCGUCAGUGUUACCAAGUAUACCGCCAACCAAUGCCUGUUAAAGAUCUUCUGCUAGAGGAUCUUCAAGAUGGUGAUACCAAAAUGGGUGGGUCAUUCAGAGGAGCCUUCAGCAAUUCUGACAAAGCUAAAAACAUCUUCAAAGUUCGUUUCCAACAUGCGACACAAGGACAGUCAUCGCAUACGCUACAAGCCAAUGACAUUUACAACAAGCAGCAGUGGAUGAAUUGCAUACGAAAUGCCAUAUCACUCUACCAGUCAGCACCUCAUCCCACAGACCACAAAGAGCUCUCCGAAUUAGAUGAAGAGCCCGAGCAAGGCUCUCCGCAGAUGACAGACCUUCUGCAGGAAGGGCAGACGCCCACCCUCUCUGAAGGGGUGGAAAUGGCAGAUAGUGGUUCAGAAACUGGCUCCAACAUGGACACAAGUGAUUCUGAAUCGAGCAGCCUGAGAAGUAGCAUAGAGAGUGAAGAUUCAGUAGAACAGUGUGAUUCCAUGUCAAAAGGCAGCACAGAAAUGAUCGAGCAGCAGGAUCAAAUGACAAAGAGAACAGAAACAUUAGUGUGAACACUCCUGUUCUUGGCUUAUGAAGUGGACUCUAUUUAUAUUUCUGUACAAUGUUUGUACUGUGGUCUAGCACCAAGAUUAAUUUGCCAGUCUUGUUUUGUUACUCUUUUCUCUCCAUAUAAAAUUUGUUUUUGGCAGCUAUUAAAUCCAGUCAUCUACUGUUGGUUCUUCUCCAAAGUGACUAAAUCUCUUAAUAACCCAAUAGUGGUUUUAAAUUACUGGGUUAUUUGCUGUAAUAGAUUUCGGUUUAAAAACCCUGUUUCAGUCUUGUAAAACCCUGUUUCAGUCUUGUAAAUGGCAUCCUCCUGUCUUAACCAAUAUUUUUGUAUUGUACAUUCCCUAUGGACAUCCAUAUAUCCUGCAGGUAUUUUAAAAUUUAAUUUUUUUUGUAGUUCAAUAAAUUUUUUGUUACAUUUUAAUUGAGCAGAGUUCCCAAGUGAUAUCAUUUAGAAGAAAACUUUCUUCAGAGAUAAAGUACUUUUGAUUUAUUAUAUAUACACUUAAGGUUACACAAAUUGUCAAUCUUUUUGGUGUCAUGCAAUUGAGCCAUUCCUGUAAUUGUGUUGAAGACCAUUCAUCUGCUGUAUCAACUUUUUGUCGGUAAAGCAUGUAAAAAUCGUUUUGUGCUUUGGACUACUGUGAGGGAAUUGCCAAGGAAUUUUGAAAGGUGCCAGAAAGUUGUAGAAGGUUAGAAGAAUGUGUAUCUAAUGGACUUGAAAUGAGCUGCUUGAUGGGAAAUAAUUAGUGAUUUGGCCAUGAUGCAACUGUCUGAAAUAUUUCACAAGUGGCUGUAAGGUUUAAACAGUCAAAACGUUGCAGUAUGGCAGGGUGGGAUGGAAAUGGCAGCAUUAAACGGAACAAGUAUUAUUGUGUGAGUGAGUGCUGAAAUGGAGUCUGGAAUGUGACUGUGUAUAAGGUACACAUGGCAAGGAGGUAAGAGACUGAUGGGCAUUUCUCUAAUGUACAGAUUAUUGGAUUCAAAUGUACAAUAAAACUGGAAAAUAAUCUAUAA
Messenger RNA from Pristis pectinata (smalltooth sawfish), 2874 nucleotides. It is a transcript of the gene net1, whose product is annotated as neuroepithelial cell transforming 1. The record is from RefSeq and is a predicted model, not a curated record. NCBI's taxonomy places the organism in Eukaryota, Metazoa, Chordata, Chondrichthyes, Rhinopristiformes, Pristidae. Gene Ontology annotation, molecular function: guanyl-nucleotide exchange factor activity. The coding region runs from base 57 to 1862 and encodes 601 amino acids. Gene Ontology annotation, biological process: positive regulation of Rho protein signal transduction; intracellular signal transduction. The transcript is spliced from 12 exons.